Molecule: messenger RNA, 1469 nt
Organism: Diospyros lotus (date-plum)
Lineage: Eukaryota; Viridiplantae; Streptophyta; Magnoliopsida; Ericales; Ebenaceae
Product: 3-hydroxyisobutyryl-CoA hydrolase-like protein 2, mitochondrial
Exons: 14
Coding region: 112-1332 (406 amino acids)
Biological process (GO): L-valine catabolic process
Molecular function (GO): 3-hydroxyisobutyryl-CoA hydrolase activity
Source: RefSeq, a predicted model, not a curated record
AUUUUACGAAGCUUCGGGGUACCACUGUAAAUCGCGGAAGCUGCACAUAGCAAUUCCACUUCCGAGAGAGGGAAGAGAACGCCGCAAGGAACAGAGAGAGAGGGAGAGGCGAUGCAGAGUUUAAAGAUCCUCAUACCGCUGCGCCGUACGUUGCGGGGAAAUGGCUUUCUCUAUACUCACAGGGAUAGCUUUUCUGCUUUGCCCAACUAUGCCCAAUAUGAUGAUACUCAAGAACAGGUUUUGGUUGAAGGAAGAGCUAUUUCUAGAGCUUCCAUACUCAACAGACCUUCCUCACUCAAUGCUCUUACUAAUGCUAUGGUGGAUAGGUUAAAAAGACUAUACGAGUCUUGGGAAGAAAACUCAGAUAUUGGGUUUGUGAUGAUGAAGGGCAAUGGGAGGGCUUUCUGUUCUGGUGCAGAUGCAGUUAACCUAUACCGGCAAAUAAAUGAAGGGAAGGUUGAAGAAUGUAAGAUCUUUUUCCAGACAUUAUAUAAAUUUGUGUACCUUUUAGGAACAUAUCUGAAGCCACAUGUGGCCAUCUUGGAUGGUAUCACAAUGGGAGGAGGGGCAGGAAUUUCACUUCCUGGAAUGUUCUGUGUGGUGACCGAUAGAACUGUCUUUGCUACUCCAGAGGCUCAAAUGGGUUUCCAUCCUGAUGCCGGGGCGUCUUACUAUCUCUCCCGUUUACCUGGUUAUUUAGGGGAAUACUUGGCUCUAACAGGAGAAAAACUGAAUGGAGUUGAAAUGAUUGCCUGUGGUCUUGCUACGCAUUAUUCACUAAAUGCAAGACUUGCUAUGGUUGAAGAACGCCUUGGUAAAUUGAUGACAGAUGAUCGCUCUGUCAUAGAGGAUUCUCUUGCACAAUAUGGUGAUCUUGUCUACCCAGAUAAGAGGAGCAUUCUCCACAAGAUUGAAAUGAUUGAUGAAUGUUUUAGCCAAGACACUGUUGAAGAAAUUAUUGAUGCUCUAGAAAAUGUGGCUGCUGAGUCUUAUGAUGAAUGGUGUAGUACAGCCCUCAAGAAAUUAAAGGAAGCAUCGCCAUUGAGCUUAAAAGUUACUUUACAGUCCAUACGGGAGGGUAGGUUUCAACCCCUUGAUAGAUGUCUGGCUAGUGAGUAUCGCUUAUCUGUGAAAUGGAUCACCCAACAGGUCUCUAAUGAUUUCUCUGAGGGCAUUCGGGCACGACUAGUCGACAAGGACUUUGCACCGAAGUGGGAGCCUUCAAGUUUGGGAGAAGUGACGAAGGACAUGGUUGACUACUAUUUUGCCCCCCUUGGUGAACUUGAGCCUGAAUUAGACUUGCCCAUAGCAUUGAGAGAACCUUGUGUUUGAUUGACAUUGAGUUCCCACCAUACUUUGGAAGAGGGAACUUACAAAUUUUUGGAAUCAUCAGUUGUAUCUCUUAGGAUUUGAACUUGAAGCUCAAACUACACCGUUUUUAUCAAAAAGCAUUGGACAUUUUUAUCAAA